AUGGCCGAAUUGAUAGUCGUCCCGUUGAAAAAAUCAUCUGAUGUAGAUAUAGUGAAGCCUUUAAAAAACUUAAUUCAAUCCACAUACAACACCGCAGAAACCAACGAAGAUUUUAGUGACGCUAUUAACGAGCUGAGUCGACUCAGGAGUUACGCUAUAUGGAAAGUGUUUGAAAAGUCGUCAUUAGAUGUUAUUUACAGCUACUAUGAUCAACUUGUGUGUCUGGAGAGGAAGAUCCCGCCGCAGGAGGUGCAGAUCCCCUUCAAAUGGAAAGAUGCUUUUGACAAAGGAUCAAUUUUUGGUGGCAGGAUGAGUCUUACCAUCAGUUCGUUGGCUUAUGAACGAGUGUGUAUAAUGUUCAACAUGGCAGCUAUGCAAAGUGCUUUGGCAGCACAACAGACUCUGGACACAGAGGAGUCAUUGAAACUCGCAGCUAAGUUGUUGCAGCAAUCUGCGGGUAUCUUUGCCUACUUGAAAGCAAAUAUAAUGCUGGUAGUACAUCAGGAGCCCACGCCCGACCUCAGUCCUGAUACACUGUCUACUCUGUCACAAGUGAUGCUGGCCCAGGCUCAGGAGGUCAUCGCAUACAAGUGUAUGAAAGACGAAAUGAAGGAGAGUAUGGUGGCGAAGGUGUGCGCGCAGUGUGAGGAGCUGUACACGGACGUGGUGCGCGCCCUGCAGAGAGACUCGAGGCAGUGGUACGACCGGGACUGGCUCCUCACGGCUCAGAGUAAACAAUCGAUCUUCCGCGGUCUCGCGAACUACUAUCAGGCGCAGGUUUGUCGCGCGAACAAAUCCUUCGGGGAGGAGAUCGCCCGGCUGAAGCUGGCGGUGGAGCUGCUGAAGGCGGGGCGGGACGGGAGCCCCGCGGCCGAGGCGGGCGUCAAGGCGGCGCGGCAGCUGGCGGCCGCCGAGAGGGACAACGACUUCAUCUACCACGAGCGAGUGCCCGAGCCGCGCGCCCUGGAGCCGGUGUCGCGCGCGCCCGUGGCCUCCGCCCUGCCGCCUCAGGAGCGCUGGGCUCCCGGGCGACAGGACCUGUUCGAGAAGCUAGUGCCUCUGGCCGUCCACCAGGCGCUGCAGGCCACGGACGCGCGCCGUGCUGACCAGGUCGGGGCGGAGAUCAACGCUCUCCGCGAGGACACGCAGCUGCUGAACAGCAUCCUGGCGUCGCUGGACCUGCCCGCCUGCAUCGAGGCGGCGGGCGGCGGCGGCGGCCUUCCCGACUCCAUACGAGCCAAGGCGGCCGCCGUCAGGGACGCGGGCGGCCUGCCGGCGCUCGAGCGACUCAUGGCCGAGCUGCCGGAGCUGUUACAACGGAACCGGGAGAUACUCACCGAGGCGGAGCGCAUGCUGAGAGAGGAGGCGGAAGCGGACGCGGCCCUGAGGACGCAGUUCGGGCCGCGGUGGACGCGGACGGAGUCGGACAAGCUGACGGAGGCGUUCCGCGCCAACGCCGCCAAGUACACACAGAUUAUCGACAACGCCGUCCGCGCGGACAGUAUCGUGCAACAGAAAUUCCAUCAGCACAAAGAGAGUAUCGAGAUGCUGAGCCGCAGCGACCGGGAGAUAGGAGCGGACGUACCUGACGCGCCGGACUCCGUGGACACGGACCGAGACGCGCUGAGCACGCUGAGGUCGCUCAUGAAGACGGUCGAGGAGCUGAAGGCGGAGCGCGACGCCAUCGAGUCCGAGCUGAAGAGUGCUACCGUGGACCUCCGGGAACAGUUCAUGUCGGCGCUGGCCGCGGACGGGGCCGUGGACGAGGCGCGCCUGUCGGCCGGCGCGCUGGGAGCCGCCCUCGCCCCGCUCCAGCGCCGCGCCGCCGCCGCACGCUCGCGGCAGGAGGAGCUCGCGGGCCGGCUCCGGGAGGCCCACGACGCGCUCAUGGCGGCCCGCGGGGGAGCCUCGGGCAGGGAGCGGGCCCUCACGAGACUCAGCUCGGCCGCGGACGCCUACCAGGACCUCACCAACAACCUCAAGGAGGGCGUCAAGUUCUACAACGACCUCACUCAGCUGCUGGUGGCCUUCCAGAACAAGGUGUCGGACUACUGCUUCGCUCGCAAGACGGAGAAGGACGAGCUGCUGAAGGACCUCACGCAGGAGGCGUCCCGCUCGUCCCCGCGCCCCGCGCCCGCCCCGCCGCAGCACCACGUGGAGGCCAACGAGCCGGCCGUGGUGGCCAAGCGUGAGCCGCCACCCCGCCCUCCCCCGCCCGCCGCCGCGCCCGCCGUGUCCGCGCCGUCUCUGCCCUACCCGCAGCAGCCUCAAGGUAUGCCGCUGCCGUACGGCGCCGCUCCGUCCCCGUACCCCGUGUACGCGCCGAUGCCCGCCAUGUACAACCCGUACGCGACCCUGCCGUACCCGCACCACCGCGGCGCCGCUCCGUCCUACCAGCCCUACCAGUACCCCCCUCCCCCGGCCGCCUUCCCCCCGCCGCCGCCCGCCGGGUACCACCCCUACCAGCAGCAGUAG
This is a messenger RNA of Danaus chrysippus (African queen), 2475 nucleotides long. NCBI's taxonomy places the organism in Eukaryota, Metazoa, Arthropoda, Insecta, Lepidoptera, Nymphalidae. The record is from the annotation of a GenBank genome assembly.